Molecule: messenger RNA, 7003 nt
Organism: Sphaerodactylus townsendi
Lineage: Eukaryota; Metazoa; Chordata; Lepidosauria; Squamata; Sphaerodactylidae
Gene: SLC39A13
Product: solute carrier family 39 member 13
Exons: 10
Coding region: 383-1468 (361 amino acids)
Biological process (GO): zinc ion transmembrane transport; intracellular zinc ion homeostasis
Cellular component (GO): membrane
Molecular function (GO): zinc ion transmembrane transporter activity
Source: RefSeq, a predicted model, not a curated record
AGGCGGUGCUCUCGUUAAAUCUGUCCGCCGGAGCACUGACUGCGGCGCCCGGGAGGCUGCAACCGACGUGGCUGAGCUGAGGAGGUGGCGCUCUAAGGCUGAAGGGGCGGGAAGCAUCCCGAGCGGAGACGCAGCUGGAUGGCAGGGGCAGCCCGGAGCUCCCUGGAGUCGCGUGGGGAUUGCACGAGCCUCUCCCGGGGAACGACCGGGAGACAGCGAGGUGGGCGAGCGCUGAGGAAGGUGCAAGGGGAGUUCUGUGCCGGCGGAGCUCAAGUGAGGGGCUGGGGCUCUUCAUCGCAUCGAGAAACGCCACUGGGGUGCUAGAAGUUAGACAGACUCCGCUUCAGCGCCGGAUCAAGCAGCCAGACUGAGGUUGCCCAAGAUGACUGGGAAAAGGCUGUUCCUUCAUGGACCACUCUACUUCUUUCUACUCUCCUUUGCUUGCCAAGCAGUUGGUGGGGCUAGCCCCCUAUGUGAAAAAGAGGUUGAGUCCUGGGGCACCAUAUUCUCCGAGGAACGCCUGGAUGCCUGGAUCUGUUCUCUGGUUGGUUCUGUUGUGGUUGGGCUGAGCGGAGUUCUUCCUUUACUGAUCAUUCCUCUUGAGUCUGGAGCAGCUCUGAAGUCAGAAGAGGGAUCCCAUCGAAUGAAGCAGCUGUUGAGUUUUGCUAUUGGUGGGCUCCUGGGGAAUGUGUUUCUGCACCUGCUCCCUGAAGCCUGGGCCUACACCUGCAGUGCUGCCACAGGAGGAGGACAGAGUUUCCAGCAGCAGAAGCUUUUGGGACUCUGGGUCAUCAUUGGUUUGCUGACCUUUCUGAGUUUGCAGAAGAUGUUCCCAGACCAUGAAAAGCAAGAAGGCUCCAGCUUGGUCAGUGAUUCGGUGGCACCUGCCAAAAGGGUUCCAAAUGGAAAUAGCUUCUCCAUUCAGGAUGGCGCCAGUCCAGUCCACAGAACAAAGAUGGGCAUGGCUCAGAGUAACGGUUCUUCUCACCCAUCUUCACUACCAGCCAAGAAGAUCAAGAUCAGUGGAUACCUCAAUCUUCUGGCCAACACAAUUGAUAACUUCACACAUGGGCUUGCAGUGGCAGCAGCCUUCCUCGUUAGCAGAAAGGUUGGGCUCCUGACCACCAUGGCAAUCCUCCUGCACGAAAUACCCCAUGAGCUGGGAGAUUUUGCUAUCCUCCUUCGUGCUGGGUUUGAUCGCUGGAGUGCAGCCAAGUUGCAGCUUUCCACAGCUCUAGGGGGAGUUCUAGGAGCUUGUUUUGCAAUUUGUUCUCAAUCUCCAAAAGGGACAGGAGAAACCAUCGCUUGGAUUCUUCCAUUUACUUCUGGGGGAUUCUUGUACAUCGCCUUGGUAAAUGUUGUUCCUGAUCUCCUGGAGGAGAAAAAUCCAUGGAACUCGGUGCAGCAAGUUCUCCUGCUGUGCACAGGCAUCACCGUCAUGGUGCUCCUCUCACUCACUGCAGAUUGACUACUGCACAGGCCGCCUUCUGCUGCUUCCCCAAGAUGCCUUCAUUCUGAGUGGUUAUAAAGCAAUAAGGGACACCCAUGGAUUGUGUUUCUUUUCACUGUGUGCCUGUAGCUUCACCUGCUGCUAUAUAUGGCAAAUGAGGAAGGAUGUCACAAACUGGUUCCAAAGGUUUUUUUAGGAAAUAGAGUGUUUUCUAUUUUUUUAAACACUAAAUAAUUUAAAGGAAAGGCAGCCGUGAGAAGAGGAGCUGCUGCUAGGGGAACAGAUGGUGCCUCAACUUGGACUAGACGUGAACUGGAGUUGGGUGGACUAGACAUGGGAGUUGAAGGAAAAGCAAAAUCCACGACAUCUGGAUGAAGACUUAGCCAGCUAGUUCCAUCCUGUGGACCUCAUGGAAGCAAAGUUACAGUGCAGAACUUAUAGGCAAAAGCCCUUCACUGCCUGGUUCUUCAGCCGAUAACUGACUAUCUUGUUGGACUUAGGUCAGCCCUUCUUGGGCGUCUUUGAUGUCAGCUUUUUGUUCUAAUCAGCAGAUACUGACAGUUUCACCAAAGAUCUUGUGUAGUCUGAGGAACAGGCUCAGCUUAAAUUGGGAAGAGUUUCUUCUCUUUUCUGGUCAGAAGGCUCGGAUGCAGGUUCAGUUGCUGUGUCACAUUUCUCAUUUCUUUAGCUCAUUAGGAGCUACUUGAGCAAUAAGCAAAUCCAGUGUUCUCUUAUUGUCGUAGGGUGGGCUUGAGAAAACAUGCUCAUUCCAACUGAGGACAUAGCUGCACUUGCAAAACCAUUGGAAGGAGAAAGCAAACUCAGGGAUUUGCUAGGACACUAACACAAUAAGAGCUGAAAAGGACUGUUAUCAAAAGUAAAUCUGGUUAGUGGGGAAGAAGGAGGAACUCUGAAUUCCUGAUGGUCAUCUACGCUGUGCAUAUUCCAUGCUUUAAAAAAUUACUCUGGGCAGGAUAGCCCAAAUGCUGUGCCAAGCAAGGGGGAUUUCUGCAAUCUGUUUAAGCAAAUGUGCAUAAGUUGCUUAUUUUUUCAAUAUACUGAUUCUACAAGUAGCAAGGAGGGGCACUGAAGCCUCAGCACGACACAAGGAAAUGCUGCUGGGGAAGUGGGAAUACUUAGCCCCACACUUGGGAAAUUGUUGCAGGUACUUUCAGCCUAAAGAGCUAGAGAUUCUCUAGCAGGAGAGGACUGGGACUUUUAAUCUACAGGGAAACUUCCCAAUGGUCUGUGCCCUAGAGGGACACCUGGUGGCCAGGAGCAAGCAGAGCCAGGCCCCAGCAACUCUUCUGGAGCCACUUAGCCUAGACCCCUCAUCAGCAAUGGCAGCAGUGUCCACUCACCAAUAGUCUCCUCCUGCUCUGCUUCUGGUUUAGGGGUUGAGGCAGUUGGUGACCUCAUGCCCAUUGUCAGCCCCACUGAACUGAGUGGCCCCGCAAUGCUGGUUUGUAGCAGAAGGAGGGUGCCUCAGCUUGGUUUGCUUGGUGGCUGGGAAUUUUCCCUUCCCAGCCCACUCCUGUUCCCUGAAUGUGAGUUCUGCACUCUUAUUUGUAUCUGUACAGGGCAGCACCAAUCUCAGUGUUCAUUACAGUUUGGUCUCUGAGAUGGUCUCCUUUGAAUACAUUCAGCAGAUUUUAGUACAUCACAUUAGAAACAACUUACAAAGUUCCUUGAUUCUGGAAAUGGCCAGCCUCUUCAAAGUCUUAUCCCUGUUUCCCAACAGGUGGGCUCAGUUCUUAGUCUUUCUUGAGCUGCACCAGUUUGAAAGACAGCCUCCAUUGUUUGGAUUGAGAAUAGAUGUCAUACAACAAACAGCUGUGCAUUGCAGAGAUACAAUCUUUCACUGGCAAAUAGUUAGGGCUGCUGCUCUGCCCCACUUUCCAUUAACGCUUCUCGAGAACAUCAGUGCAAGAUGUUGCUUCUGUUCCCCACUUCAGUUCUGCUGGACAUUGGUUAUGACCUUGUUUGUAGGAUGUUCGUGAUGUAGGUGUGCCAUCCUGCAGACAUGGAGGUGUAGUGUGGCAGGCAGUGUUGAUCAGCUGGACUUUGUCUCAGCAGUGUUGCCCUUGGGGCAGGUACCCAGGUCCCCCAUCCCAAGAGUUGCAGUGGCACUGAGCCGGGGUCCUAUCGCCUGGCAGACAGACCCUUGCAUAAGUGCAGCACCCUUUUGUGUGUGUGUGGAAGGUUUUUUAAAUGCUGAAAGAAGAAUAGAGCACCUGCACUGUAUUCUAAACCUUUCUAGAAUGACUCAGCCUGCGGUUCUGAAUGGGAUAAUUGCUUUGAAAAAAAUCAAGCCUUUUUACAUUGUGAUUGGCAAAAGAGAAGCUGAGAUAUGUUUGCUUUAAGACCAGUAGUGCACACCCAUUCCAAAUAUGGACACUUUCCUUAGUUUGCGGAUAAUUCAGUAUUCAUUGUCAUUCUGGGUUUCCUGAGUAAUUAAACAAGUGGCUCUCAUCCAGAGGUUUCAGGAUGCUGCCACCCCCUUCCUCUGGGAGUUGUGGGCUCCUUGAUCCUCUCUACCCAAUCCUACCAUUUAAUUGAUGUGUGGUUCUGUGGGGAGAAGGACCAAUCAGCAUCUUCCUUUUUUACAGACUCACCCCCCUUUGGUUUCCCUUACUCAGAGACCUACAGAAAACAGUCUCAUUCUCCACCAUUUAAUGGAUGAAAGUUACCUUUGCCAGCCAGGCUACGUUUGUGUAGUUUGUAUUAUUUUUAUAUUAGUUUAACUGCCAUAACAUGUCUGCAACCAGAGAAUCGCAGGUUUUGUGUAGAAAUGUCAGUUUGGUGAGGUGCUGAGAAUUUUGUUAAACCUCAUAGGACUACCAUCCCCCAAGGGUUGAGUUUGUUGUGCUGCUGAGUUUGUUGUGUGGCUGUGCCCUUAUUUAAAUUUGGAGAUGUUCAAGCUGAUUUGCAUAUUUUCUGGGCAUGGCUGAGGCUUUACCUUCUCAGGCAGACACUUUCAACCCAUUUUGUUUGAGGCAAGUCCAACGGGGUGUGCCAUCUGGGCUGCUGCCUGCUGCCUCCCGCUGCAGUGCCUGAUGGUUGUCUCCCCACUGCGGAAGUUCAUCUGCAGCACAAAUGAUAAAUAAACUGUAAAGUGGCUAGAACCUUUAUUGGUACAGUUACCUGGCUCAAUCUGAGAUCACCAGGAUCAGCAGAGGCGUAUUUGCCUAGGGACAUGGGGUACCCCAUGCCCCCGGGUGCAUCCAUUGCGGUCACUUGGGGGGCGCCAAAACGUUCCCCCACACAGACUGAUUCAGCGAGCCCCAGGAAGCCAGGCACUGAGGCAGCUGACUGCUGCCAGUGCCUGUCGUAGCCCUGCCCACUGUGUAUGGUGGCCUGGAGUGCCCAGGGGUGGGGGAGAAAUCCCACUGUGCUCCUAGGAGCAGGACUGGGGAGCUCCGCCUCCGCCUCCCCCUCCCUCUGACCCGGCCGGUGUGCCUUAUUCUUCCUCACAUGCCAUUACUCACAAGUCACAAGCCUUCUCCCUGGCAGAAGGGCGCCGGCCGGCACAGGAGAAGGGAAGCCAAGCCAGGAGCCCAGCAGCAACAGGUCCAGCACCGCUGUGUUGGCCCAUCCCUGGUGAUCCUCCGGCUGUCUCUGAGAAGAGAGAGUUACAGGUGGCAGGAAAAAGGAGGAAGGCUAGGAAACUGGGGGGGGGGAUGGAACAAGAGAAGUGUGCCCCCUGCCUUUCCUAGGGUCUUCUGGGAGCUCAGUUGGGUUCCCUUUGGGAGAGAAAGAAGAGAAGGGGCUACAGGCUCCCCCCUUACCAUGAUCCAGGCAUGCCUUUCCCAACCACCCCUUAACAGACAGCAAUACAUGAAAUGGGGGGGGGGGGCAGAGAUGCUUGCUUUCUAAGUAAAAGUGAUGCAGAACUUUUCUCUUUGUCAACUUCUAAUGUAGAAGGGGAGUUAAAGUGGAUGAUCUAUUUCCUGUUCCCCUUCCCCACUAUGAAUGCCUGCUGUCCUUGGCUGUUGAUUUUGCAGGGAAUGACAUAGGGGGAGGGACUUUUUGAGACUGUGGUGUUAUGGUAUCUGGGGUGUCUGGGGGGAUUAGAUCACUGGCUUGAAGCCCCCUUGCCUUUACAUAUGACUCAUAAAGGGAUCGUUGGUUUGUGAAGCCCUCAGCUUCCCUAAAUGUGGGAAGAAUAGUCUUGUGUUCCCCUUUUGGGAUUGAGGCUAUCUACCCAGUCUUCUGGUUGCUUUAUCUGUCUGUCUGCAGCUCCAGUCUCUUCUCUCCCCCCCUCUUCUGAUUUAUUCAGGGUUAAAAUGGGUUCUCCAUCCCUGCUUGGUUCAGGGAUGUACCCAGCAUUUUUUGGUUGUAAACUGCAAUGGGGGCGGGGGGGGGGGGGAUAUGACAAGGGGACACUAUUUAACAACAAGCACAUUAUGGAAGCUUAACUGUUACCACCAGACUUCAUUUUUAAGGCCAGGGACUUCAUGAGGAUCUGGGUUUUCCAAGCAGGUUCCCAGGCUCCAGUGUGCCUAGAUACACCUCUGAGGAUCAGCAUUGGGAUUGGCUCACCCUGUGCAUCACCCUAUGCAUCACUUUGUUUAAACAAGUCUGAAAAACUAUAUUUCCCUCUCUGCUUACUGUUUGCCUCCUCAGAAUGGGAAUGGAUGGUGGUGCAGGAGCAGCCAGAAGUGUGCAUGGCCAGGAGUGCCAACUCUGGAAUGUACUUGUGAUUUUUAGCUAAAGAAUGCCUCUUGCUCAAGGGACAGCUUCCGUCAUAUUUCCAGGAGGCAACUGUGAAGGCAGCUAACCUGCCUCAUGGGCUUUAACCACACACAAAAAAAUUCCAUUUCAGCCUCUAGGGCUGCCUUUCCUUGAUGGCUGUCCUGAAAGAUGUUCUGCUUCAGGAAAGCAUGGUUCUAAAAAGACCCUUUUCCUACUCCCAGCUACCCUGAGUCAUCAGUCAUUCUGGAUCAUUUGGUGUCACAAAGCCUCUGAUCAACUGUGAUGAGGUGCUAGUAAAAUCCUGCUGCAAACCAAGUUGAAGUCCUAUGCAGGAUACAGUGUCCAGCGCUUUCCAAGAAUGUAUCUGGCUGACACUGGUAAGAGACCUCUGUGCAUGUUCAGGAUGGCUGCCCAGAAGCUUAAGUGUGUGUUUUUGCAUCAGCGUUAGGUUUGGCAUAGGCAGCUAAAGCUCCAGCCAGAAUUUUUUGCUCACUGUUCAAGAAUGCAAAGUGGGUGACAUUGACACAUUAAUAUCUCAGCAGUUGCUCUUGACUUGCAAGCCAGGCUUGGACUGAGUGUGCAGAACUAGGGAAGGUUUGCCUCAACGGACAGUGUUUGGUAUGAGGGAAAAGGACAGUUUCCCUGCACCGCUGCAUUUGGGCACCAGGGUGAGGUGUGUGUUUCUGUGGAGGGAGAGGGGUGCAGAUAAAAUCCCCGCAGCAUUUGUAACUUCAGGCAAUACAGAAAUAAGUCUUUUUCUAGCUUUAUUUUUUCACCAGCUCUUGUGCAUCUUCCAUAAUCUGUAUUGAUCUAUGUUGCAUUGAGGCAAUAGAGAUGAGAUUAAAAAACAAAACAAAA